Molecule: messenger RNA, 3316 nt
Organism: Dendrobium catenatum
Lineage: Eukaryota; Viridiplantae; Streptophyta; Magnoliopsida; Asparagales; Orchidaceae
Product: protein argonaute PNH1
Exons: 23
Coding region: 210-3032 (940 amino acids)
Biological process (GO): regulatory ncRNA-mediated post-transcriptional gene silencing
Cellular component (GO): cytoplasm
Molecular function (GO): protein binding; RNA binding
Source: RefSeq, a predicted model, not a curated record
ACUAUACGGAGAAACUAACACGCAGCAAGUCAAUGCUUUGAGCAGGGAAUUGUAGAUCCGUACGUCCGCUGAGGAUGAUAUCAAUGCUCUCUGUUUAGCUCUGCGUCAUUGUUUUAUGUAUACUCCACUUAUUUUUGAUUUAUUCCUUUCAUAAAAAAAAAUCUCUUUUUCGCUCUUCGACGAAGAAAGGCGAUUGCUUGCUGGCGAGAAUGCCGCUUGGGCAGAUGAAGGAGUCUAAGGGAGCUGAGAGGCACUUUGUUAAGAAGCCGCUGCAGUCCGCCGCAGUUAAUCAACCGGCGACGCCGCCGCCCCCGCCGGCGGCGCCGUUGGCUAAGAAGAAGUCUGGUAUGCGGCGUAGGGCGAAGGGCAGGGGUAAGGUGACGGAUGAGGUAAAACCGCGGGAGCCAGCGGUCGGGGAAGUGACCUCGGCGGGGAUGGCAGGGUCUCCAGUUUCGACGAAGGCGAUCACUUUCCACCAGCGGCCGGGGUUUGGCCAGGUAGGCGUCAAGUGCGUCGUGAAGGCGAACCAUUUCCUCGCGCAGCUUCCGGAUAAAGAUCUGAACCAGUACGAUGUGACGAUUACGCCAGAGGUGAGUUCAACGCAGGUGAAUAGGGCGAUAAUGGCGGAACUGGUGAGGGUUUACAGGGAGACGGAGAUGGCAAUGAGGCUUCCAGCCUACGACGGAAGGAAGAGCCUCUACACCGCGGGAAUUUUACCUUUUAGCUUCAAGGAGUUCGUUGUCACUCUCAGCGUGGAGGAUGAAGGAACCGGAAUCACGAGGCAUAAGGCGUAUAAGGUGGCAAUUAAGUUCGUUGCUCGAGCUGACCUUGGCCAUUUAAGACUGUUUCUUGAAGGGAAACAGGCUCAUGCUCCGCAAGAAGCCCUUCAGGUGCUAGAUAUUGUAUUGAGGGAACUAUCAAAUCAAAGGUACAUGGCAGUGGGUAGAUCCUUCUAUUCUCCUGAGAUCAGGAAGCCACUGAGGCUGGGUGAUGGUUUGCAGUCUUGGGGUGGGUUCUAUCAAAGCAUUAGGCCGACUCAGAUGGGGCUGUCUCUUAACAUUGACAUGUCGUCGACUGCUUUUAUUGAACCGCUUCCGGUGAUCGAGUUUGUAGCUCAGAUAUUAGGCAAGGAUGUGAUCUCAAGGCCAUUGUCAGAUGCUGAUCGAGUUAAGAUUAAGAAGGCUCUCAGAGGUGUGAAAGUUGAAGUAACUCAUAGAGGAGCCGUGCGUCGUAAAUAUCGAGUUUCAGGGUUGACAUCCCAACCUACACGCGAGUUAAUCUUCCCAGUUGAUGAGCAAAUGAAUAUGAAAUCUGUCGUUGAAUACUUCAAAGAGAUGUAUGGAUUUACCAUUCAACAUUCUCAUCUUCCUUGUCUUCAAGUGGGAAAUCAGAAAGCAAAUUAUCUUCCCAUGGAGGCUUGCAAGAUAGUGGAGGGUCAGAGAUACACAAAGAGAUUGAAUGAGAAGCAGAUAACUUCCUUGCUGAAAGUAACAUGCCAGAGACCCAGAGAUCAAGAGAUGGAUAUUCUACAGACAGUUCACCAGAAUGCUUAUGAACAAGACCCCUAUGCAAAGGAAUUCGGAAUUACAAUCAGCGAUAAACUUGCCACCGUCGAAGCUCGGGUUCUCCCUGCUCCAUGGCUAAAGUAUAAUGAAACUGGAAAAGAAAAGGAAUGUCUACCACAAGUUGGACAAUGGAAUAUGAUGAACAAGAAAGUGAUAAAUGGAUGCAUAGUAAGCAACUGGGCUUGCAUCAACUUUUCAAGAAGCGUUCAAGAAAGCACUGCUUAUGGGUUUUGUCAGGAGCUAGCACAGAUGUGUCAAGUAUCUGGCAUGGAAUUCAACCGAGAACCUAUGAUACCAAUCUAUUCUGCAAGGCCUGAUCAGGUAGAAAAGGCUCUUAAACAUGUUUUUAACAUGGCAAUGAACAAACUGAAGGGAAAAGAGCUGGAACUUCUUCUAGCCAUACUUCCAGAUAGUAAUGGUUCUUUAUAUGGUGACCUCAAAAGAAUCUGUGAGACUGAUUUGGGAUUGAUAUCUCAAUGCUGUUUAACAAAGCAUGUUUUUAAGAUAAACAAACAGUACUUAGCAAAUGUUUCACUCAAAAUAAACGUUAAGAUGGGUGGGAGAAAUACUGUUCUUUUGGAUGCUAUUAGUUGGAGAAUUCCUUUGGUCAGUGACAAACCAACUAUAAUAUUUGGAGCAGAUGUAACUCAUCCAGAGACUGGGGAGGAUUCUAGUCCAUCAAUUGCUGCUGUUGUUGCUUCCCAAGACUGGCCAGAAGUUACAAAAUAUGCUGGACUUGUGUGUGCUCAGGCUCAUCGGCAAGAACUUAUUCAGGAUCUUUAUAAGACAUGGCAUGAUCCUCAGCGGGGUACUCUUACUGGAGGCAUGAUAAGAGAGCUCCUGAUUUCUUUUAGGAAGGCAACUGGUCAAAAGCCAAUGAGAAUAAUAUUCUACAGAGAUGGUGUGAGUGAAGGGCAAUUCUAUCAGGUCCUUUUGUACGAAUUGGACGCCAUCCGUAAGGCUUGUGCUUCGUUAGAACCAAAUUAUCAACCUCCAGUGACUUUUGUCGUGGUUCAAAAGAGACACCACACCAGGCUUUAUGUGAACAACCAUAAGGAUAGAAACAGUUCAGACAAGAGUGGAAAUAUACUACCUGGUACUGUGGUUGAUUCCAAAAUUUGUCAUCCUACAGAGUUUGACUUUUACCUUUGUAGUCAUGCUGGGAUCCAGGGAACUAGCAGACCAGCCCAUUACCAUGUCAUAUGGGAUGAAAACAAUUUUACAGCAGAUGAAAUGCAGACUUUGACAAACAAUCUCUGCUACACGUACGCUCGAUGCACUCGAUCAGUAUCUGUCGUGCCGCCUGCAUAUUAUGCUCAUCUUGCUGCAUUCCGAGCGCGAUUUUAUAUGGAACCAGACUUGUCUGAUAACCAGACAUCACAGAGCAUGAGAAUGCAGAAUGGUUCAUCUGUGAAGCCUCUUCCAGCAUUGAAAGAGAAGGUGAAGAGAGUUAUGUUCUACUGUUGAGGCUUGAUCAGAAAGCAGAAGAGAGAAUGAGAAGAUUUCUUGUACAUUAUAUUGUACUUAUAUUGUAGAGAUGAUCUUUAAAUCAAGCAUCUUAGAAGCUGGGAAAUCCUUUGAUUGAUUGCUAAGUUGAUAUUUGUUACUUGUACACAGUCUGAGGCUAGAAGAGUUUUAGUUCAUCUUCUUUUGUUGAAUAUCCAGUUGAGAGUUUUGAGGACUAUGUUAUGAAACUCAAAAUUAUUUGGAAAGGAAAAGAAGCAUAUCUAUGGAUAUUGGAGUUAUGUAAA